AUGAGUUGUUUGUCAACUAUUUCGCUUAAAUCACAGAUUCUACCCGUUUUUGCUAACGGGCCUUCGGCGGUGCCGUUGGGGCUUACCCCGUCUCCUUCCGUUUCCUCUUCAUCAGGCUCUUCAACCCUAUCGUCGCCGCCAGCUUUGGUGCUUUCACCUCAGCUAGCUGCUGUAAUGUCGACUACAGUUAGUCCAACGUCAUCCACGGAAAACACCAAAAAGGUUAACGAGAAAGUCAUAGUUGGUGCGAGUAACAGCACUGUGGAUGCCCUCAGAACUCCUCAAAACAUGCUUGUCACGCCAACAUUAGGCGAUUUUCCUAAUACGGCCGAAUUGAUGCAAAAAUGCCUCGCCGUAAAUCCCUUUGAAUUGAAAUUCAAAGAAGCGAACAGAAUGCUCGGCUCUACUGGCACUUCGCAACGGGAGUUGGAAGAAAAGGGACUUGUACCAAAGAUCUCAAUAGAUACCCCAAGUGUUUCCACCAUUUUAAAAUCUCCUGGAAUCUUUACCAAUAUCUCGCUCCUUCCUACAAUAUCGAAUGGAGAUGUUGGCGACUUGAAGACUGCAGAUUUUUCAAAGCUCUUUCAACAUUUCAAAGAACAAGGAGGGCUAUCAACACAGCCGUCGAUGGAUUGCUCAAAUGCCCCACGGACAGCUGAUGUAUUAAAUGCGGUUCUCGAUAUGCACUCUGAUCGCCUUCAUCUGUUCAAUCAUCUUCUAACACCGAGUACGGCAAACAUUUUAAACUCUUUGACUCCAGCUGGAUCAGCUCCAAACUCGGCGGGAGUUUUGGGAGUUCCCGUUACAAUACCACAAGUGAACUCGCCGGCACAGAUAGCUGCUGCACUUGCUUCUGCCGUUGCUUCUACUAGCGGGGUCAAUUUGGCGCCACCAAUUGUUGCUAUUUCGUCGGCAAGCCCACAACUAUCUCCUCGCAAUCUUGCUUUUAAUGAUCUGUCAAAUAGCCAACUCCGUUCACCCCAAUCUGAUCUUGCUUCUGCUGUCACUGCUGCAGUUCAGGCUUCCAAUGCACUAAUUGGGAUGAAUGGUGGACUACUGCAGGCUUUAAGCGUUGACCCUGCUUCAUGGGAUCCACGCGAUGUGAAGCCUGCACUGGUGCCUCCUGGAGGCGGCAGCUCAAAUAAAACGCCCCAAGUCACUCCGCGUUCCGAUUUUUACGACGACUAUGGACCGGGUGUGAGCAAUGGAUUCGAUCACAACCCAAGAAGUAACGAAUCUGAAGUUUCAUCAAGUUGUGGGUCGUUGCAUGGCACCUCGAUGACUGCGAGUGGAACACCCGGGCGUGGACGAGGACGUGGUCGAACAACUACUGCCGAUAUGCCCCCGGACGAACGACGCCUCACGAUUCUUGAGAGAAAUAAAGCUGCUGCUGUUCGAUAUCGGAAACGAAAGAAGGAGGAACACGAUGAUAUGAUUGGUCGCGUUCACAUACUUGAACAGGAAAAAGGCCAACUUGCGACUCAAAAUCAAGUUCUGAGACGGGAACUCGAGCGCGUCACGGCCGUAUUAAAAGAACGAGAAGCACGUUGUGUUUGCUUACAUGGCCUCCCGAUGAGUUCUGAGCUUGGAAUUGGCACAGACCCUGGGUUCCUUCAUCAACAAAACUUGAUGCAAGCAGCAAUGGGAGGCUUGAAACGAAAAAUA
Messenger RNA from Mesorhabditis belari, 1665 nucleotides. NCBI's taxonomy places the organism in Eukaryota, Metazoa, Nematoda, Chromadorea, Rhabditida, Rhabditidae. The record is from the annotation of a GenBank genome assembly.